UUCUGUGCCCUGUCUCAGGUUCUGUUUGAGUGACUUUGCAGGUUGAUAGCAUGGAGUCUCUCUUCCCCGCCCCAUUCUGGGAGGUCCUCUAUGGCAGUCACCUUCAAGGCAACCUGUCCCUUCUGAGCCCCAACCACAGCGUGCUUCCCCCCCAUCUGCUGCUCAAUGUCAGCCACAGUGCCUUCUUGCCUCUUGGGCUCAAGGUCACCAUCGUGGGGCUUUACCUGGCCGUGUGCAUCGGGGGGCUGCUGGGAAACUGCCUCGUCAUGUACGUCAUCCUCAGGCACACCAAGAUGAAGACAGCUACCAAUAUUUACAUCUUUAAUCUGGCACUGGCAGAUACCCUGGUCCUGCUCACACUGCCCUUCCAGGGCACAGAUAUCCUGCUAGGCUUCUGGCCAUUUGGGAAUGCCCUGUGCAAGACAGUCAUUGCUAUAGACUAUUACAACAUGUUUACGAGCACCUUCACGCUGACUGCCAUGAGUGUGGACCGCUAUGUGGCCAUCUGCCACCCGAUCCGUGCUCUUGACGUCCGAACAUCCAGCAAAGCCCAGGCUGUCAAUGUGGCCAUUUGGGCCCUGGCCUCUGUGGUUGGUGUUCCUGUUGCCAUCAUGGGCUCAGCACAGGUGGAAGAUGAAGAGAUCGAGUGUCUGGUGGAGAUCCCAGCCCCCCAGGACUACUGGGGACCCGUGUUUGCUGUUUGCAUCUUCCUCUUCUCCUUUAUUAUUCCUGUCCUCAUCAUCUCUGUCUGCUAUAGCCUCAUGAUCCGGCGACUCCGUGGUGUCCGCCUGCUCUCAGGCUCCCGAGAGAAGGAUCGGAACCUGCGGCGCAUCACACGACUGGUGCUGGUGGUGGUGGCUGUGUUUGUGGGCUGCUGGACGCCUGUGCAGGUCUUUGUCCUGGUCCAGGGUCUGGGUGUCCAGCCAGGCAAUGAGACAACUGUGGCCAUUCUGCGCUUUUGCACAGCCCUGGGCUAUGUCAACAGUUGUCUCAACCCCGUCCUCUAUGCCUUCUUGGAUGAGAACUUCAAGGCCUGCUUCCGAAAAUUCUGCUGUGCAUCUGCCCUGCACCGGGAGAUGCAGGUGUCUGAUCGUGUGCGCAGCAUUGCUAAGGAUGUGGCGCUUGGCCAUAAGACCACUGAGACAGUGCCAAGGCCUGCAUGACUAGGCGUGGACCUGCCCAUGGUGCCUGUCAGCCCACAGAGCCCAUCUACUCCAAACACGGAGCUCACGCAAGUCACUGCUCUUUAGACUGACGCCUGAGCCUGAGUUUCUGAAGCCUUGGAUGGUUUCCGUUUGGCCCAGGGAUACACAGUCCCGCGGGAGGACCUAGUGCACCAUGGGACAGGUCAAAGUGUUAGUGCUGCCUCUGUAGGACUAAAGUCGCCACCCUGGGUCAGAGGCAGAGAGGAUGUAAGAACACGGCCUGGAAAACCCCUUCACAGUGUCUUGUAGAUUCAGCGGACACACCUACCUGGGGCCUGCAUUCAC
This is a messenger RNA of Octodon degus (degu), 1490 nucleotides long. RefSeq names its product opioid related nociceptin receptor 1 (gene Oprl1). Gene Ontology annotation, cellular component: neuron projection; membrane. The record is from RefSeq and is a predicted model, not a curated record. Gene Ontology annotation, molecular function: nociceptin receptor activity; neuropeptide binding. Bases 51 to 1163 code for a protein of 370 amino acids. Gene Ontology annotation, biological process: sensory perception of pain; neuropeptide signaling pathway. NCBI's taxonomy places the organism in Eukaryota, Metazoa, Chordata, Mammalia, Rodentia, Octodontidae. The transcript is spliced from 3 exons.